Bacidia gigantensis is the source of this 612-nucleotide messenger RNA. RefSeq lists its product as uncharacterized. The transcript has a single exon. The record is from RefSeq and is a predicted model, not a curated record. NCBI's taxonomy places the organism in Eukaryota, Fungi, Ascomycota, Lecanoromycetes, Lecanorales, Ramalinaceae. The coding region runs from base 1 to 612 and encodes 203 amino acids. Gene Ontology annotation, biological process: mycotoxin biosynthetic process.
AUGGGCACGGCAGAGUCGGGAAUAUGCCCACGAGGACUCCUUCAACAAAGUGCAGGACGCGAACCUCCAGAGCUAGAACAGAAAUCUUUUCUUCUCAGUCAGGAACGAUCAAGCGAUGAAAUUCUUGAGGUCUCAUACACUCGUCUUGCAAAGCGGCGGUCAAAUUGGCGAAGGGCAAAAAUCGAUAUUCUCACUCAUUCUAUCCUCAUAGCAUUCUACACGAUCGUGACCAUUAGCAUUGUUCGUGCCCGGAGUAGAACAGAAAAACCGCCUCAUGGUGAGUGGAAACUACCGUCUAAUUGGCACCCUAGCCUAAGUGGCCAUCUAGCGGUCUUCGAUAAUCUUGAAACCAAAUACACACAGACUGUAUUCCAUCAUCUUGCGAAUAAUUCAUAUGCCGGUGAGCCGUCCCUGGAAUUGGAUGCUGCUUGGGACGCUCUUCUUUCCCCAAUGCAUAUGCGCGUCUCUGAAGAUGAAUUACGUCGUGACGAUCAGGAGUCUGUAAAGCUUCCUGAAGGUGGUGGAUACCUGAGUUGGAUGGGCGUGUUUCACGAAUUGCAUUGCAUAGUAAGUCAGUCUACGGGGAAAGUAUUCCAUCGAUUUGGUGAGUAA